AUGACUCCCCGAGCUGGCACUAAACAUACCUCCACCAUGUUGGACUGGGUGGAGCCAAAAGCACAACGGUUCACAUCCUGUCUACGAGAACUGAAAGCAUACCUCAGAGCCUUGGAACAUCUCCUGAGGGCGAAAUUCAAUGCAGAAUUCCGGAGUAAAGUCCCCAGGAUUCCAGAAUGUAAUCUGUCCUCAGAGGCAAGAGGAUCCCUGAGUUCAAGGCCAGAGAGACCUUGCGAAGAAAAAAAAACAAACAGACCUGUCGCCACGGCCGCCUACAAGCUCGUCCUUAUCCGGGACGGCGAGAGCGCCUGGAACCUGGAGAACCGCUUCAGCGGCUGGUACGACGCCGCCGACCUGAGUCCGGUGGGCCACGGGGAGGCAAAGCGCGGGGGACAGGCGUUGCAAGAUGCUUGCUAUGAAUUCUACAUAUGCUUCACCUCCGUGCAGAAGAGAGCAAUCCGGACCCUCUGGACAGUCCUGGAUGCUAUUGACCAGAUGUGGCUGCCAGUAGUCAGGACCUGGCGCCUCAAUGAGCGACACUAUGGGGGUCUGACUGGUCUCAAUAAAGCAGAAACUGCUGCUAAGCAUGGUGAGGCACAGGUAAAGAUCUGGAGGCGAUCUUACGAUGUCCCACCACCGCCAAUGGAGCCUGACCAUCCCUUCUACAGCAACAUCAGAAAGGAUCGCAGGUACGCAGACCUUACUGAGGACCAGCUACCGUCCUGUGAGAGCCUGAAGGACAUUAUUGCCAGAACACUGCCCUUCUGGAAUGAAGAGAUUGUCCCCCAGAUCAAAGAGGGGAAGAGAGUCCUGAUUGCGGCCCAUGGCAACAGCCUUCGGGGGAUCGUCAAGCAUCUGGAGAGUCUCUCAGAAGAGGCCAUCAUGGAGCUGAACCUGCCAACUGGCAUUCCCAUUGUCUAUGAGUUGGACAAGAACUUGAAGCCUGUUAAACCCAUGAAGUUCCUGGGAGAUGAAGAGACCGUGCGGAAAGCCAUGGAAGCUGUAGCCAUGCAGGGCAAGGCCAAGAAGUGA
This is a messenger RNA of Microtus ochrogaster (prairie vole), 1032 nucleotides long. Its product is annotated as phosphoglycerate mutase 1-like. The coding region runs from base 1 to 1032 and encodes 343 amino acids. Lineage: Eukaryota; Metazoa; Chordata; Mammalia; Rodentia; Cricetidae. The transcript has 4 exons. The record is from RefSeq and is a predicted model, not a curated record.